Ustilaginoidea virens is the source of this 1656-nucleotide messenger RNA. RefSeq lists its product as uncharacterized. Gene Ontology annotation, biological process: NLS-bearing protein import into nucleus. The record is from RefSeq and is a predicted model, not a curated record. The transcript has 3 exons. Gene Ontology annotation, molecular function: protein binding; nuclear import signal receptor activity. Gene Ontology annotation, cellular component: nucleoplasm; nucleus; cytoplasm. NCBI's taxonomy places the organism in Eukaryota, Fungi, Ascomycota, Sordariomycetes, Hypocreales, Clavicipitaceae. Bases 1 to 1656 code for a protein of 551 amino acids.
AUGGCGGAACGAUAUAUCCCAGAGCAUCGUCGAACGCAGUUCAAGGCGAAGAACACCUUUAAGCCUGAGGAACUGCGUCGUCGUCGUGAAGAGCAGCAGGUCGAGAUCCGCAAGGCUAAAAGAGAAGAGAAUCUUGCCAAACGUCGAGGUAUCGGAACCGGUGAGAACAGACCUGGUGCCGCUCUCGGUGCCGCUCCGGAUAGCGACGAUGAUACCGCUCCUACAGAAUCUCAGUUGAACGAGGACCUCCCUCAAAUGGUUCAAGGAGUCUUUUCAGACCAAGUUGACUUGCAGAUUCAAGCCACUACCAAGUUCCGUAAGCUGUUGUCCAAGGAACGCAAUCCCCCGAUCGAAGAGGUCAUCAAGACCGGUGUCGUUAGUCGCUUCGUCGAAUUCUUGCGGUCUCGUCAUACUUUGGUGCAGUUUGAGGCUGCUUGGGCCUUGACCAACAUUGCUUCUGGUUCCGCCACCCAGACGCAGGUGGUUAUCGAGGCUGGUGCCGUCCCCAUCUUUGUCGAACUCUUGGCAAGUCCUGAGCCAGAUGUCAGAGAACAAGCGGUCUGGGCGUUGGGCAAUAUUGCCGGCGACAGCCCUCAGUGCCGUGACUACGUCUUGAGUUGCGGUGCUCUCAAGCCCUUACUCAAUUUGCUCGGUGACAGCCGCAAGCUCAGCAUGCUUCGCAAUGCCACCUGGACUCUGAGCAAUUUCUGCCGAGGCAAGAUGCCUCAGCCUGAUUGGAAUACUAUUGCUCCCGCGCUCCCGGUCUUGUCAAAGCUCGUUUACUCUCUGGACGAUGAGGUUCUCAUCGACGCUUGCUGGGCCAUCUCGUAUCUAUCUGACGGCUCCAACGACAAGAUUCAGGCCGUCAUUGAGGCAGGCAUCCCUCGCCGGUUGGUAGAGCUUCUAAUGCACGCCUCCACCUCAGUCCAGACCCCUGCCCUUCGAUCGGUCGGCAAUAUUGUUACCGGCGACGACGUUCAAACCCAAGUCAUCAUCAACUGUGGCGCUCUUCCUUGCCUCUUGUCUCUGUUAAGCUCCACCAAGGACGGAAUCCGCAAGGAAGCCUGCUGGACUAUCUCCAACAUCACCGCUGGCAACACGUCUCAGAUCCAGGCUGUGAUUGAUGCCAACAUCAUUCCUCCUCUGAUCCACCUCCUACAGAACGGCGACCUCAAGACUCGAAAGGAAGCUUGUUGGGCAAUUAGCAACGCUACUUCCGGUGCUUUGCAGAAGCCCGAGCAAAUCCGCUAUCUUGUGGCUCAGGGCUGUAUCAAGCCUCUCUGCGACCUCUUGACUUGCCCUGACAAUAAGAUCAUCCAAGUCGCCCUCGACGGUCUUGAGAACAUUCUCAAGAUUGGCGAUCUUGACAAGCAGGCGGCUGGUGAGGGUGCCGAGGCAAUCAACCGAUUCGCUCUCUUCAUUGAAGAGUGCGAUGGCAUGGAGAAGAUUCACGACUGCCAGAACAACGCCAACGAGGACAUCUACAUGAAGGCUUACAACAUUAUUGAGAAGUACUUCUCUGAUGAUGAGGAGAACGCAGACGAGGGCAUGGCCCAACCUGCUGGGCCUAACGGUACCUUUGGAUUUGGCACCAACGGCGCCCCUCAGUCGAGUGGUUUCAACUUUGCCAACGGAGGCGACUCCAUGGACAUGUAA